Molecule: messenger RNA, 1257 nt
Organism: Chrysoperla carnea
Lineage: Eukaryota; Metazoa; Arthropoda; Insecta; Neuroptera; Chrysopidae
Gene: eIF3i
Product: eukaryotic translation initiation factor 3 subunit I
Exons: 3
Coding region: 146-1129 (327 amino acids)
Biological process (GO): cytoplasmic translational initiation
Cellular component (GO): eukaryotic translation initiation factor 3 complex, eIF3m; cytoplasm
Molecular function (GO): translation initiation factor activity; RNA binding; protein binding
Source: RefSeq, a predicted model, not a curated record
UCUGCCAUUUUAAACUUUCCAGUUCUACCACCAGGGCCAAUUCAACGUGAAUUGUGUCCUUUUAUUUUUAAUCAAAUAUAAUUUGAAUUAAAAUAAUAAUUAGAAAAAUACAAUUUUAUAAGUAAUUAAUAAAUUAGCAAUCAACAUGAAACCGCUUAUGUUACACGGGCACGAACGUGCCAUAACACAAAUUAAAUAUAACCGAGAAGGUGAUUUACUUUUCUCAUCAUCCAAAGAUCACAAACCCAACGUAUGGUACUCCUUGAAUGGUGAACGUUUGGGAACAUUUAAUGGUCAUAAUGGUGCCGUAUGGUGUAUCGAUGUUAAUUGGGAAACAACUCGAUUUAUGUCCGGUGGUGGUGAUAACCGAUGUCGUGUGUGGGAUUGUCAAACAGGAGUUGAAAUUGGAUGUAUCGUAACAAAAUCGUCAGUGCGUACAUGUAAUUUUAGUUAUUCAGCAAAUAUGGCCGCAUAUUCUACGGAUAAAGCCAUGAAAUAUGAUUGUGAAUUGGAUGUAAUUGAUACACGGAAUGUGGAUGAAUCUACAUUGAAACAGCCACCUAUAUUACGGAUUCCUGUGGAAAAAUCAAAAAUUACAUCGAUGUUGUGGGGAACUUUAGAUGAAGUUAUAAUUACUGGCCAUGAUAAUGGUGACAUUAUUCAAUGGGAUUUACGAAUGGGCAAAGAAGUAAAUUCAGCUUUUAAGGCUCAUCAAGGUAACAUCAAUGACAUGCAAUUAUCCAAAGAUGGUAUUUUCUUCAUAACCGCAUCCAAGGAUACAACAGCCAAAUUAUUCGAUACUGAUUCAUUACAAUGUUUAAAAACCUACAAAACUGAACGACCUGUAAAUUCAGCUGCAUUAAGUCCAAUUCUAGAUCAUGUCGUACUCGGUGGUGGUCAAGAUGCUAUGGAAGUAACAACUACCUCAUCACGUCUUGGUAAAUUCGAUUCAAGAUUUUUCCAUUUAGUAUUUGAAGAAGAAUUUGGUCGUGUUAAAGGACAUUUCGGACCUAUUAACAGUUGUGCAUUCCAUCCAGAUGGUAAAAGUUAUAGUACGGGAGGUGAAGACGGUUAUGUCCGAGUACAUACAUUUGAUCAAUCAUAUUUUGAUUUUGGAUUCGAUUAUUGAAUUUUUUUUAUUUUUUAUUUAAAAGUUUUCUUUUUUUUAAAUGUUUGUAUUUAUACAUAAGAGGUAUGCGGAUCGACCAAUUGUAUGUAAUUUGGAAAUUUUCUUGAAUAAAAAUACAAAUAAAUUAA